Molecule: messenger RNA, 1396 nt
Organism: Anneissia japonica
Lineage: Eukaryota; Metazoa; Echinodermata; Crinoidea; Comatulida; Comatulidae
Product: neuropeptide Y receptor type 1-like
Exons: 1
Coding region: 119-1051 (310 amino acids)
Biological process (GO): G protein-coupled receptor signaling pathway
Cellular component (GO): membrane
Molecular function (GO): G protein-coupled receptor activity
Source: RefSeq, a predicted model, not a curated record
AUGCAUUCUGACAACGUCUUUGUAGGCCCUGGAUGUUCUCGGUAUAUACAAAUUGAAAGUCGUUUGGCUUAUGUAUAUAUUUCCUUAAAACGUAUAUACCGAAGCUGAGUACCUGAGAAUGGUUAACUUGAAUCUUAGCUGGGCAUGGGGAACCGAUUUGCGGCCCGAUGGAGGUACCUGGAUGUGCAUCUAUGCAUCCAUUGGUGUGGUCGGUAUCUUUGCAAAUUUGAUGGUGCUGGUUGUGUUCUUUCGGAAUUUGCCUGGCCACCGAAAUGUGACCGCUAAAUUAAUUAUUCAUCAAUCAAUAAUCGAUCUGAUGUCUAGUGUUGUAUUUCUACCGUUUUAUGUAAUUCCGGAGGGAUGGCUGAUACAAAACGAGCAGGCAGGCGACGUUUUUUGUAAAGCUCGUUCUCUUUUCUGGAUUCUUGCCACUUCAUCUACCACCAACCUCGUGUGUAUUACAAUUGAACGAUACUAUGCUAUUGUUUAUCCUCUCAAACACCUUGUUCAUUUCAAAAACGGGAAGUUCUACCAAGCAAGCAAACGUUUGGUGUAUGUAUACGGAUUCUUAGCACAGUUUCAUCUCAUCUUUGUUGCGGAAAUCAAUGAUUUAUAUUAUUGCCACUACAAUUGGCCGGACACAAAUCUUCAAUUGAUUAAUGGAAUUCUGGUAUUCUUUCUUACAUGGUUGCUCCCGACUUCGGUCAUUAUCUAUGUUUAUGCAAGGAUUAUCUUGACGCUGCGAAAAAUGCACGAAAAUUUUCCCGACGGUGUCGGACCAGUACACGGUUUGCGACAGUAUCGUGCUCAAAAGAACCUCAUCAACACUUUAAUUGCUGUGUCCGCAGCAUAUGUCGUUUGUUGGACACCAAAUAUGUUUCUUUACGUUACGUUUAAUGUUACAUCUGGAAAUAAACCAAGUAAUAUUGGUCACGGCAUCGCCCAUCGUAUAACUGUGUUUCUAUCUGUCUCUAAUAUGGCUGUUAAUCCCUUCAUUUACGCCUUUAAGUACCGCGAUUUUAAGAAAGGGUUAUUUAAAAUAUUUAGUUAAUAUCAUAGUAACUUUAGUAGAAAAUUAAGAACAAAAAAUAUCUAGUUAUAAGCCGGUUUUAGAAUAAUUGAUUUUAUAAAAAAUAUUUAUUACAUGAAAUGUCAUUCCUGAUGUUGACAUAAUUAAGUUCGGAAUAUUGAAUCCCGACACGAUGUCGUGCAUUUCGAUACUUGGAGUAUGUGACUAUCUUAUCUGAGAUUAAUCAGUGGACCUCUCGGUUCAUGUCAUUCUCCGUUAUAUAUAUAUUUAAUUAUUAUUAUUUACAAAUUAAAAUUGUAAUCUGGCGCCGAAUAGGUCUAGAUGUCUGCCUAGCACUGGAUGUAAAGUGGUCCGUUUUUUUUUUCA